CAUACAAUGAGUUUGUUAUGAUUUGCUUCUAAAUUGCUCUACGUCAUACACAAACAUAUUUAUCCAGCCUCACUUUCAAUGCAGACUUAUUCCCGCCAUGAUGGUGAGUGAAGGUCAUGCUUCACGAAGAAAGUCAAUAAAGAAAAAAGGUUAGACUUCUAUAAUAAUAAAAUACGAAGUGAAUGAAGGGGAUUUUCUUUAAUAACAAGUGGAGGAGAAUUGAUAUAAGAUUAUAAAUAAACAUGAAAAACCUAGUAUUGCUAGAAAAUCUUAUUGCAGAUACUGCUAUUAAGGAUGCAAAUAUGUUAGCAUGUGACAAUAUGAAUGAUGUCAUAUAUAUUGCUACAAGCACAACAGUUACUGGCUACCAUACCGUUGAUAAACAAGUAGAAAACUUCAUAUCCUUGGUAGAGCAUGAUUAUUUAGAAGCAAAUGGGAAAGAAAAAAUCAAAAGUUUGCAUUAUCUUUUUGACCAAGAAAGUGUUUGUAUUUCGACAACUAAAGGUGACUUACUGCUAUGGCAACCAGAAAUGAACAAUAUUGAAUGUGUUGGAAGUGUUGAUGCAGGUUUCACAUGCGCACAAUGGAGUCCAGAUCACGAAUUACUUGUACUCACAACAGGAAAUGACACGUUUGUUUUGAUGACAAAAGAUUUUGAUGCAAUAUGUGAGCAUAACCAACACUCUCAAGAGUUUGGGGAAGCAAUGCCUGUUAAUGUUGGUUGGGGUAAAAAGGAAACUCAAUUCCAUGGAUCAGAAGGAAAAGAGGCAGCUCAACAAAAAGAAAACAAGGUAUCUCAAAUAUUGUCUUUAGACGACAAAAGAACAGAAGUAUCUUGGCGUGGGGAUGGGCAGUAUUUCUGUAUAUCAUCUGUCAAUAGAAAUGAAGACCGAAGGUAUGUUAGGAUAUAUGAUCGUGAUGGUACCCUCCAAGCUACAAAUGAAGUUUUGGAAGGACUGGAAAAUUUUAUUUCUUGGAGACCUUCUGGUAACUUAAUUGCAACGUCUCAACAGAAGCCGAAUAAACACGAUAUUAUUUUCUUAGAAAAGAACGGAUUACAACAUGGUGAAUUUACAUUACCGUAUAACAAAGACCAAAAAGUUAUUGUUGAAAUGAGUUGGAAUAUGGAUUCUGAUGUAUUUACAUUGAUAUUGAGAGACACAGUGUCUGGAAUGUUCUCUGUUCAACUUUGGACAGUUAAUAAUUAUCAUUGGUAUUUAAAACAAGAAAUAAAUACAGGUGACUCAAAACCUUGUGUCACUUGGGACCCAGAAGAUAGCUACAAACUUCAUAUAUUAAAAUCAGAUGGUAUUUACAUGCAACAUAUUUAUAAAUAUGACAUCAUUCAAAGCAUGGGAGAAGACCACUUGUCCAUGGUGGCUGUUAUUGAUGGAAUGAAAUUAUUGCUUACACCGUUUAAGAAAAUGAUCCUUCCACCACCCAUGGCUGCACAUACUAUCAAUCUAGACUGUUCAAUAAACCUUGUUGCAUUUGGUGUUGACACAACCAGACACGACAUUAUCACACAAGUCUCUGAUAGCAGCUUUUAUCUUAUGAAAUACACCGAAGAGAAUGCUUACGACAAGCCGAUCAAACUGCAAUCUCGUGACGAGUUAAUGUCAUGCUGUUUAAGGUGUAUAGUCUGGCUAAAAGAAAAUCUUAUCGCCGCACUUGUGGAUGACACAGAGGGGAAUUAUGUUCUCUUUUUGAGUCUUUCUGAGGAAAACAGCAAAGUUUGUUUAAAUAUUAGUUCUAAACUGCGAGUGACUGAAAACCUCAUUAUGUUGUUUCGAAGUGAAGAUUCUCAACAAUGCCUUUUAGCACAAGAUUGGCGAGGGCACAUCUUAAGAAUAAAUCAAGAGUCAUACACUGUCACCGAUUGCUCGCUUCCACAAGGUUGCUCUCGUGUAGCGUGCACAAAAUUUAAUGGCGAAGAUAUAGCUUUUGGUUUGACAAAGCAUCAUCGUUUGUUCAUGAAUAAAAAAGAGAUAGCUAGCAAUUGUACAUCGUUUUUAUUGCACGAGGAGUUUCUUUUGCUAACAACACAUAGUCACACAUUGAGGAGUGUUUACCUUAAUUCACUUGCGAAAGUCACAAAGCUGGAUGAUGAAUGCACGUAUUGUGUUGAUGAAGCUGUUCGACGUGUUGAGAGAGGUUCAAAACUUGUCACUGCCGUACAUCAAGGAACAGCAGUCGUGUUGCAGAUGCCACGUGGUAAUUUGGAAUGUAUUCAUCCACGUGCAUUAGUUGUUAGUUGCCUGCAGAAGUUAUUAAACAAUUUGAAUUAUGAGAAAGCGUUUGAAGUGAUGAGACGGAAUCGAAUUAAUUUGAAUCUAAUCUAUGAUCACAACCCCAAGCUUUUUCUGGAAAACGUGAAUAAGUUUAUCAAAGACAUUCCUACCAUAAAUUACUUGAAUUUGUUUUUAGCUGACUUAACGCCCGAAGAUGUGUGCUCCACGUUAUAUUUUCCUUUCUAUCAACAUGGAGAAGUUGCAACUGAUGCUAAUCGAAAAAAGACUUCUUCCACCAAAGUAGACAUAGUUUGUCAGGCUGUAAGAGAUGCUAUUGAGCGGUCUGGUAAUGAGAAAUAUUUUCUCGCAUUAUUAACAACCUAUGCAAAACAGUCAUCACCCGAUCUAGAGACAGUAUUAGUGAAAAUAAAACACUUAAAAGAUCAUCCAUCAAACGAAAACAACAGUGUCUCUUAUGAUAAGGCGUUAAAUUACAUUUUAUAUCUCAUCGAUGUAAAUCAACUGUUUGAUAUAGCCCUUGGUCUGUAUGAUUUCAAGAUUGUUUUGAUGGUGGCAGAGAGAUCCCAAAAGGAUCCAAAAGAAUACCUUCCUUUUUUAAAUAACUUUCGCAACAUGGAAACAAAUUAUCAGCACUACUCAAUCGAUAAAUAUUUGAAGAAGUAUCAGAAAGCAUUAGUUUCACUUGUUAAAUGUGAAGACUGUUUUAACGAGUGCUUGGAGUUCGUUAAAGAGCAAAAAUUGCAUCGUCAGGCUUUAAAGUUGUUUCCAGUCACGUCUGAACAAUACAGGAAACUAAGUCUUCAAUAUGGUGAAUAUUUGCGACAGCAAAAACUACACGAAGAUGCAGGCAUAGUUCUCAGUCGGAGUGGACACCAUCGAGAAGCACUAGAAGCAUUCUUACAAACGAAUAACUGGAGUAUGGUGUUAACUGAAGCGAAAGAACUCGCUUACCCGAACGAUCAAAUCAUUAAAUUGUGCAGAGAGUUAAGCGAAAAAUUGAAAUCAAACCGUCUGUACGACGAAGCAGCAUUUCUACUUGAAGUUUACGUACAGGAUGUGGAAGAAUGUGUAGUAUGUUUCCUGGAUGGUGGACUGUGGUUUAAGGCGUUGCAACUGAUUAAAAAACAUGAGCGCGAUGACUUGAUUGAAACGAAUUUGAAGCCCUCGAUUCACAACCAUUACGAGCAGACAGUUGAAAAGCUUGAAGAUUUACAGGCUAAAUUUAAAACUUACGAAAGUCGAUUAAAAGUUGUGGUUGAAAAGAAAGCACGUGAAAACAUGGAGAUUCUUGAAGGCGUUCGCGAUGACCCUGAUAAUGAUUUAUAUUCAGACAUUAGCAGUAUCACUGGUCAAUCCGUAACCACUGCAAGUUCAAAAGGAUCUCGAAGUUCAGGACAUUCGAGGAAGAGUCGUAGCAAAGUAGCACGCAAAAAGUAUAGCCUGCGAGAGGGGAGUAAACACGAAGACUUCGCACUGCGUGAAGCAUUGGCUGAAAUUGUGAGAACGUCUGAUCAAAUGAAAGAAGAAGUUUCAGCGCUAUUGAAAGCUCUGGUAUUAUACCACUUCGAAGAGAAAGCUUCCAAUUUGCAAAAUUUAUUAAACGAACUACUUCAACUUAUCGAGACUAAAAUUAAAGAGAUCUGGAACAACGAGUCGACUUCAAAUGAUGCUGUGUCUACGUAUGGUCCGGAAGCGACGGUGCAGUCGAUCCUAGCGCAAAGACAUAAUGUGCCCGCCAUAGAAAAAGACCAACUUCCUCCAGCUACACGUCCUGUUGUGAGAGAUAUAAAUUGGAAACUACAUCUUCUACGUAUCUAAUAAAAUUGUAUUUUAUAUUUUGUAAAAUAUAUUUCUUUUUUUUGUAAGAAUGGCUAUGUUUCUUUUGAUAAGUACACAGAAUAUAUUUACAGAUAAAUUAAUGUCAUUCGAAGAGAACGGCAAGAAUUGUUAAUGCCAUUCGAAGAGAACGACAGGAAUUGUUCGAA
Molecule: messenger RNA, 4237 nt
Organism: Hydractinia symbiolongicarpus
Lineage: Eukaryota; Metazoa; Cnidaria; Hydrozoa; Anthoathecata; Hydractiniidae
Product: putative elongator complex protein 1
Exons: 34
Coding region: 243-4070 (1275 amino acids)
Biological process (GO): tRNA wobble base 5-methoxycarbonylmethyl-2-thiouridinylation
Cellular component (GO): elongator holoenzyme complex; cytosol
Molecular function (GO): protein binding; tRNA binding
Source: RefSeq, a predicted model, not a curated record